UCCCACAACCACUCUCUAUUUUUCUCACUCACUCCCCCUAUCUCUUAUUCAAUUUCUCUGUGUGAGAGAGAUUGUCACUACCUCUCCAGCAUGGCCCAGCAGGGAGUUGUGCUGGACCAGGACCAGUUCUGCUGUUCUAUCUGUCUGGAUCUCUUAAAGGAUCCUGUCACCCUCCCCUGUGGCCACAGCUACGGUAGAAGCUGUAUCGAGGGCUACUGGGACCAGGAUGAGCAGAAGGGAGUCUACAGCUGCCCCCAGUGCAGACAGAACUUCACUCGGAGGCCUGCUCUGAAGACGAACAACAUGCUGGCUGAGGUGGUGGAGAAGCUGAAGGAGACAGGAGGAGCCCAAGCCUUCCCCUCUGAGCUGACCAGUCCAGCUGGGCCAGGAGAGGUGACCUGUGACGUCUGCACUGGGCCCAGGAAGCAGAGAGCCCUCAAGUCCUGUCUGGUGUGUAUGGUGUCCUACUGCCAGACUCACCUCCAGCCCCACUACCAGGUUCCUGGGCUGAAGAAACACAAGCUGGUGGAAGCCACGUCUGGACUGCAGGAGAUGAUCUGCUCCAGUCAUGACAAGAUGCUGGAGGUCUUCUGUCAGACAGACCAGCAGUGUAUCUGCAUGCUGUGUACCAUGGAGGAACAUAAAGGCCAUGACAUAGUAUCAUCCAAAGCUGAAAGGGAGGAGAAACAGGAUAAGCUGGUCCUGAGUCAGCAGGAAGUCCAGCAGAGAGUCCAGCAGAGAGAGAAGAAGCUGGAGGAGCUCCAACAGGCUGUGGAUUCUCUCAAGCGCUCUGGCCAGGCAGCAGAGAAGGACAGUGAGAGGAUCUUCUCUGAUAUGAUCCGCUCCAUUGAGAGAAGGCGCUCUGAGGUGAAGGAUCUGAUCAGAGCCCAGCAGGGGGCAGCAGUGAGUCAGGCUGAAGGACUUCUGGAGAAACUGGAGCAGGAGAUGGCUGAGCUGAGGAGGAGAGACGCUGAGCUGGAGAAGCUCUCACACAUAGAGGACAACAUCCACUUCCUCCAGAACUACCAGUCUCUCUCCGGUACCAGUGUAUCUUCAGAUGUCCCCAGCAUCUCUGUUCCUCCUCUUCAGUACUUCAAACAUGUGACUGAAGUGGUCUCUGAGCUGAGAGAGAAACUAGAGGAGCUGAUCCAGAGAGCGUGCUCCAACAUCUCCACCACAACCCCAACUCCAGCUCCAGACCCAGCUCCAGAUGGAAUCAACCGUGUGACAACGAAGAGGUCAAUCCUGGUGGUGUUCCUGGCGUUAGUGAUCUAUCUGGUACUGCAACACAAUCCAGAGCCCAAGACCAGAGCAGACCUCUUACAAUAUUCCUGUCAGCUGACACUGGACCCAAACACAGCACAUGCACGCCUCUUUUUGUCUGAGGAAAACAGGAAGGUGACACGUCUAAAGCAGAAGCAACCAUAUCCUGACCAUCCAGAGAGGUUCACCAGGCACAGUCAGGUGCUGUGUAGAGAGGCUCUGUCUGGACGCUGUUACUGGGAGGUGGAGUGGAGAGGUGACAAUGUUAACAUGGCAGUCUCAUAUAAAGACAUCAGCAGAACAGACAGUCACUCUGGCUUUGGUAAAAAUAACAAGUCCUGGAGGUUACGGUUCUCUAGAGGUGGUUACAUGUUCAGACAUAACAGUGUUGAGACUGCAGUAUCAGGCCCUCGGUCCUCCAGAGUAGGAGUGUACCUGGAUCACAAGGCAGGUACUCUGUCCUUCUACAGUGUCGUCUCUGACACAGUGACCCUCCUCCACAGAGUCCAGACCAACUUCACCCAGCCACUCUACCCUGGGCUUUGGCCUAGUAUUGAUCACAGUGCAGAGAUUAUAAAGAUGUGGUAGAGGUUUUUAUACAGCACAUUUACAUUUUAUUCAUUUAACAGUUUUAUCAAAAAUGAAAGCAAAUAAAGGAGUGACUCC
Molecule: messenger RNA, 1929 nt
Organism: Hypomesus transpacificus
Lineage: Eukaryota; Metazoa; Chordata; Actinopteri; Osmeriformes; Osmeridae
Product: E3 ubiquitin-protein ligase TRIM16-like
Exons: 7
Coding region: 91-1851 (586 amino acids)
Molecular function (GO): zinc ion binding; protein binding
Source: RefSeq, a predicted model, not a curated record